UCCUCAAAUUCUCCUAGUAGAGCUUCCUUAAUCACCCUAUCAAAUUUCUCUCUCUAAAAUCUAAAUCCUCUGUUCUGCCAAACAAAAAAAAUGGCCAAGCAAAAGGUAGUGAUCGGCAUCUCUGUGAAGGACCAGAAGGCUCGUGCCAAGGCUUUCAAGAUUGCCGUAAGCCUCUCAGGAGUUGAUUCGGCGUGUAUACAAGAUGAGAAGGGGCAGUUAGAGGUGGUGGGGGAGGUGGACGCGGUGGCUCUGGCUAACCAGCUGAGGAAGAGGUUGGGGCAGGCGGAGCUUCUAAGCGUCGCCUCCGCCGAGAAAAAGGAGGAGAAGAAGGCGGAGACGCCGGCACCACAAACCGUGACGUUCACUUAUCAUCCUAAUUUAUAUCAUAAUGCAAUUCCUCACCCUUACUACGCUUACCCAGUAGUUCAAAAUGAACCCGGGUGCUCUGUCAUGUAAACUGGCCGACGCCAAUGAAUUGAAGUGAUCGAGAUAGAUCAGAUCAUCUUUGGAUGUUGUUUAAAGUCAAAAUCAAUCAAUAGAAUGCAUAUAUAUAUGAUGUUAAAAUAAUUAAACUAUCAA
Messenger RNA from Ipomoea nil (Japanese morning glory), 579 nucleotides. Its product is annotated as heavy metal-associated isoprenylated plant protein 39-like. The record is from RefSeq and is a predicted model, not a curated record. The transcript has 4 exons. Bases 91 to 456 code for a protein of 121 amino acids. NCBI's taxonomy places the organism in Eukaryota, Viridiplantae, Streptophyta, Magnoliopsida, Solanales, Convolvulaceae. Gene Ontology annotation, molecular function: metal ion binding.